AUGGAUACAUGGCAUCCUCACGGUAACCAGUGGGAACUAAAGAAGGAUGCGAGAGUACUGCUAUUACUAUGGAUACCCUUCCUCGAAGGCGCCUUUGCUUUGUCGGAGAUUGUUCAGCCAGAAAUUUCACCGUCCGACACGGUGUACGACUUUCAGAUCUGUACCACAAUGCUGGACAAUGUCCAUGCGUCGUUGGAGACAGGCUUUUCCGUACUGCAGUGCCCGCCCGAGACGCCACCGCCGCUUCCCCCCCAUCGAAGAUUCAACCUUGACCGGAUCACUCCCAAGGCCGCAAACGUUGCAUCUAUCCCCACCGAAUUCACCGAACUGGUCCCCCACCACUCAUUCCCUUCUAGUGGGUUUUGUCUUCACGACAACAUCGACGCUUCUUCUCGUCUUGACUCACUCUACGUCAAGACCCUAAACGCCAGACCAACACCCUCUCGACUCCAACCACCUGCCUACUACCCCCUCUUUUUUUUACCUGUCCUAUUCCGAUUCGGCUGGUUUACGGUCCAACCCAGACGCCCUUCCUCGGAUCUUAUCCUCACCGACCUCGGUAGCUACCUCAAGCGUAACACAGAUUCUCUCAUCUGA
Molecule: messenger RNA, 597 nt
Organism: Penicillium oxalicum
Lineage: Eukaryota; Fungi; Ascomycota; Eurotiomycetes; Eurotiales; Aspergillaceae
Exons: 4
Coding region: 1-597 (198 amino acids)
Source: RefSeq, a predicted model, not a curated record